Molecule: messenger RNA, 639 nt
Organism: Paramecium tetraurelia
Lineage: Eukaryota; Ciliophora; Oligohymenophorea; Peniculida; Parameciidae
Exons: 3
Molecular function (GO): RNA binding
Source: RefSeq, a predicted model, not a curated record
AUGUCUUAAAGGAAAAAAAAGAGAGAUCCAACGCCAACUAGAGUUGCUUUGGUUUGUCUCAAGACUACCCAAAAUAAUAUUUAAAUCAAUAACCAGUCGUUGCUCAAGAUUUUCUCCAAACACGGUUCAAUAUCAAAAGUAUUACUUUUCGAUGAUAUUGCUAAUUGUUAACCUAAAGUCUUUAUUGAAUAUGAUGAAGUAAAUUCUGCUAUUGAUGCUAUUAAAUAUCUGAACAAUACUAAAAUAUUGAAUCAAAUUUCAUGUAAUGUCUAUCACUCUCGUUUGAAGUAAUUGAAAUUAGAUACAGUCCCAUAUACAAAAGGACUUGAUUUUACAAAUCCGCCAUCAAACAAUAUAGAGCAAAGCGAAUAAAUAGAAUAGUAACUUGAAAAUCAGGAUAAAAAUAAUGAAUGGCAAGACUUUUAAUUUGAAAAUAGAUCAACUGAUGAAGUGUCAGACGAAGAGGAACCUCAUUUCUCAGAAGAGAAAAUGAAAGACAUUAUUACAAAGCUUAAUUAGAUUGAUGAAGAGAUAAAUUAAACAAUUGAAACCAAAAUUGUUACUGCUUUAGAUAAGUUGAGAUAGACAUUUAAAUUCCAUAAGCAAUAAGAAAACCAUUUAAUUCAAAUAAAUUAAUGA